UAUUGCCAAACAUCACUAUAUAACACAAAAAAGAAUUCACAACAAUCAAGACUGCAAUGGGUGGUGAAGUUGAGAUCAGAGAGCAAAAAAAACCCAAGUUCUUGUGCCUUCAUGGCUUCAGAACCAGUGGUCAUAUACUCAAAACUCAGCUUCAUAAAUGGCCUGAAUUUGUUCUCGAAAAACUUGAUUUGGUAUUCCCAGAUGCCCCUUAUCCCGGUGCUGGCAAAUCUGGUGUUGAAGGGAUCUUUGACCCUCCUUACUAUGAGUGGUACCAAGCUAGCAAGGAAUUCACAGAGUACACCAAUUUUAAUGAGUGUCUUGAGUAUAUACAAGAAUUUAUGAUCAAGCAUGGACCUUUUGAUGGCCUACUUGGUUUUUCCCAGGGAGCCAUUUUAUCAGCUGCACUGCCUGGUUUGCAAGCCAAGGGUUUGGCUCUCACAAAAGUACCAAAAAUAAAGUUUCUAAUUAUAAUCAGUGGUGCUAAGUUGAAGAAUGAAACUUUUUCUAAGAAGGCAUUCGCGGAUACAAUUGCUCUCCCGUCUCUGCAUAUUUUAGGCGAUACAGACUUUCUGAAACCACACGGGAUUACACUCCUGGACUCGUUUGUCGAUCCUGUAGUAAUUAAUCAUCCGAAGGGGCAUACAAUACCAAGACUUGAUGAAAAGAAUUUGGAGUUGAUGCUUGGUUUCCUUGAGAAGAUACAAAAGGAACUUACCGACCAGGAAGCUCAAGAAGAAAAGUGUUCAGAGAAUGCUCUUGAAAAUAAUUAAAGAUAACAUUGAGCUUAAUCUGAAAGCUUGUCUGUAUGAGUCCGGAACUUAUAUAUUUAUAUAUGUUUCUCAGCUGAUGUCAACAAUAAUGGGUUAAUCUGUGCUAUGAAUAAGCAGCAGCCUAUGAUAAGUGAAUGUAUUUAAUUUUUAGCUGCAUUGUUGGAACUGUUUCCAGAAUAAAUUUAUUAGUUAAAUUAAUGGGAGCAAUCUGUCUUGAUUUAUUGUUUA
Daucus carota subsp. sativus is the source of this 998-nucleotide messenger RNA. RefSeq lists its product as uncharacterized. The record is from RefSeq and is a predicted model, not a curated record. Bases 57 to 770 code for a protein of 237 amino acids. The transcript is spliced from 6 exons. NCBI's taxonomy places the organism in Eukaryota, Viridiplantae, Streptophyta, Magnoliopsida, Apiales, Apiaceae.